AUUCCACGCGUGUGUCCGCGGAGGCGGCGCGUCGUCACCCUGUAGGCGCGGUGGACUUUCCCGAGCAGGCUGCUUGUCGGGCUGGGAGCAGGGAGAAGGGAAUAAAAAGGGGUUUUCACUUCGUAUCUGUGCGCGCUCCCCUCAGCCACACGAGCUUCAAAGAAAACUUUCUUUGGACACUUUGCUGGAAUAAAUCCAAACUAAAUGGGCGACGAAUGGACAGUGCACGGCGGCUUGACAGUGAUUUUAUUGUCAGCCCUUAUCGGCGCAUUGCACGCAAUCGGCGAUUAUUCAUUAACAGUUCCAUUGCAGCGGUGCUGGGGCCAUGGCCUGCUGCUGGCAGUGGUGCUGCCGCACCUGCGUGUGCUUCCUGUCCGAGGAGGAGAAGAGGACCGUCGCCGUGGACAAGGAGAUCCGGAGGAUCCUCAAGCAGCAGAAGAAGAAGGAGAAAAAGGAGGUUAAAAUCCUCCUACUGGGAACCGGGGAGAGUGGAAAAACCACCUUCAUCCGACAAAUGAGGAUCAUCCACGGGCGAGGCUUCUCAGAAGAGGAGAGGAAGACCUUCGCCAAGUGUAUCUUUCAGAAUAUCUUCACGGCCAUCAAGGCUAUGACCAUGGCCAUGACCGUGCUCAAAAUCCCCUACUCCAGCCCAGAGAACGAGAUGUUUGCCAAAUGGCUGCAGGAUAUAAACACAGUGCAGAUCUCCCAGCUGGAACGGGGCUAUGUUGAGGCAAUCCGCCGCCUCUGGGCAGACCCGGGCAUCCGUCUGUGUUACAGCCGCCGCUGCGAGUACCAGCUCCUGGACUCCACAGUGUACUUCAUGAGUAACCUGGAACGUAUCUCUGCCCAGGACUACAUCCCCACAGAACAGGACGUGCUGCGAGUUCGAUUCCCCACCACGGGAAUCCAUGACUAUUCGUUCACCAUCAAGCCCAUCACACUAAGGAUUGUGGACGUGGGCGGUCAGAAGUCAGAGCGUCGGAAGUGGAUACACUGCUUUGAAAAUGUCACCUCCCUCAUCUUCCUGGCCUCCCUCAGCGAGUAUGACCAGGUCCUGGAGGAGAAAGAUACCAUAAACCGAAUGCAAGAGAGUCUGGCUCUGUUCUAUACCACCAUCCAUUCCCCCUGGUUCCUCAACACCUCCGUUAUCCUCUUCCUCAACAAGACUGACAUCCUGGCUGACAAAAUACAGACGUCCGACCUGCAGAGAUACUUCCCCAGCUUCACAGGUAAGAGGCAAGACCCCGAGGACGCCAAGAACUACAUCCGCAAGAUGUACGAGCAGCAGGCCAUUAAACGGGACAAGUCGGAGGAGUGGAAGACUCUUUACCCACACUUCACCUGCGCUACUGACACCAACAACAUCCGCAGGGUCUUCAACGAUGUGAAGGACACUGUGCUGGUCAAGUCGCUCGGGGACUACGGAAUCAUCUGAACUCGCACUCCGUUGUGAAUAACAGGAGGAAAUCACUGGUUCUUGUCUCUUUCUGCACAACUCACUUGCAUGAGUGAAGGCUCUGAUGGAGGCCAACAUUCUCCCCAAAGCCGGGACAAUCAUAUCCUCUCCCCCCUUCCUCCUCCUCGUCUCCCUCAUCGGGUCUUGAUGAAGAAGCAGGUGAAGAGGGGGACAAGAUUGUGCUCCUCAUGUCUCCACUACCAUCACUGCCACACUUCCCCCCCCCCCCCAGUAGAAAAUUAGAAAACGUGUUUUGGAAAGACUCAAAUGGGAGACACAACACAGCUGCGUGACUUUUGAGCAGGGAGCGAGGAUCCAGUCCAGUAAUCACCGUUGGCUUUUCCCCCAAUUUUUAUUUUGUUCUUUUUUUCUUUGUUUGUUUUUGAGGGGUUUUAAGACGAAGAAGUGUUUUUGGGCCAUGCAAGUGACUGAAUUGACCCAUAAUUGAAGCCGGAGCGGAGAUGCUAUGAAGUGCUGUUCCGCCAUUAACAGAGUAAUGACAUUUUACAAGUGGAGAUGGGGUCUUGCCUGGGCACACCACCAAUGUCGCCCACAGUUGAGAUGCUUUAUUUGAGUCUACCAGUUACAUGAAGUCGGUACAUGCUUGCACACACUUAUACACAAACUGAAAAAACACAAAUGCUUCCAUCAAGCCCUGUAUAAGGCAAUACACGAGGUCCAAACUGUUGCGCUCUUUGAUAUUAGACAGUCUUUGAUUGUCAAAAUCCUAAUCGAUUAUAGACACAUCACGUUGGCAAUGUUUCUCACAUAUUAUCUGUAUUCAACACUUCUGUUGUGCACCGCCUCCAUCUUCUGUUACCGUGAGCGGAUAGAUUGUGCAACACACCGGCUGUUGAGUCCACAUCCUUACAUUCACCUCCAGAAAGUAAAAAGCUCACAGCCACUCGCACGCUCGCUGUGGUAAAUGGUUUACUGUGCUGCGAUGUGGGCAAACUGCAGGCCGUGUGCUCGAAGAGAGCAGCGUGCGACAGGACAGUGGAUAUGUAUUGCACCUGUAAAUGGCUCCGCAGCCGGGACAAGCAGUGAGUCACAAGAGACCAAGACAGAAUCAGUAGAGGUGUGACACGGAUGAAAGGGAAGUUUAACCGUAGAUAUAUCUUGCUUCUUUUCAACGUAGCACAGUUGCUCUCACUAAUGAAUUAGUUGGUCUCAGCAAAACAGCAGCUAAACUUGGAAAAGAGGCAAGUGCAAUGUUUAGGUGGUUAAGUACAUGCUCACCAUCUCCCUACAUUGCAAACAGUUGAUUUGCAGCAAAAAAGUUCUUAAACACUCCACAGCACACCAACUAUCAAGGACCAGAGGAGACACCGUCCAGACUAGCUGGUGAAAUUAGUGGAGCAUUAAGUGGCUGAAGAGCUGGAUAUGUCCCUCACAAACUGGUAGGGUUAAAAAGAGUGCAUAUUGGACUGACAUUCACAGCAAGACUGUCAGAUAUUUUCCUGUUGGUGCCAAAGCGUUGUGCUCGGACAAUCUCCUGCUGUGUUUGUCAUGUGUGAGCGGCAAGCUCAGCAAAAUCUCCGCAAAAUUGCGCCCGGCAAUUUCCGGAGUUAAUAUUGUGUCCAGUGCUUUGUUUCCACUGCCUCCAAGUGCCCCAAAUCUGUCGAAGCUUAAUGUCUGUUUUUCAGUGUCAGAAAUACAGUUGGUCAUUUACUUGUACUUUUCAAGGCCAGUUUCCAUACAGCAAUGGACAGCAGCUUUCUAACUGCAUGACUAUACAUUUUUUGUAUGAUUUUGCACCAUCCACCCGCUCAGUAGACAAUUAAUACACUUCAUUAAAAUCAAUACUAUAAAUUUCAAGCACAAAUCCCACUUGGUCGCCGACAGGUUUUAAAAGGUCACGAAUGAAGAAAAAAGAAGAAAUGAAACAAGGCCGUGAGAAAACAGCUCGAUUCAAUGCUGCGAGUUCAAUCAACAAUGGUUGGGGGGAAAAAAUAAUCCAACAGGCGAUUUGCUCUGUCGGGUAAAAGGUAAAGAAUAUUAAUAUGAGGUGGCAGUGUGAUCUCCUUGUGUGUCCUAUUUAUAUCAGUGUGAGGAGAGGGAUAUUGUACGUUGGUCAGAAGCCUGAGUUCUACCCGUGUGUGCGUCACUGAGCGUUGAGUGGAAAAUGACAUUCAAAUGUAGUAAAUUAACUGACCUUGAUGGGAAAGCUAUUAUUAGUUCACAAUGUGUCUGUCUGUGGUUUCGGCUGCUGUUUUGUUAAUUUUGUAAAAAAAAACUAAAAAACCAUGUCUGGAUCUCUACACUGCUACUUUAUGUAUUCAGACGCGGUAGCUACAUUGUUGAAUCUUUACAUUGCCUUGAAACACAAAUAUAUGAUUUGACUGUGCAUUAACUGAUGACUACUAUACUCUUUAUUGAUUAUUAACAGCUGUAUUUUUUUAAAAUAUUGUUUACAAACAGCACACAAACUGUGACUAGAGAACGUUAUUGCUAGUGAACUACCUUUUUUGCAUGGGGAGACCUCUCAUACGGUGACAGUGAAUUAUUUUUGCUUCGACUCGGGUGAAGGAAUUGGGCAAAUGUGUUUUUCUAGCUAUCAUUAAAAAAACAAGCAUUUGAACACUCA
Molecule: messenger RNA, 4043 nt
Organism: Scophthalmus maximus (turbot)
Lineage: Eukaryota; Metazoa; Chordata; Actinopteri; Pleuronectiformes; Scophthalmidae
Product: guanine nucleotide-binding protein subunit alpha-11-like
Exons: 8
Coding region: 326-1435 (369 amino acids)
Biological process (GO): adenylate cyclase-modulating G protein-coupled receptor signaling pathway; action potential; phospholipase C-activating dopamine receptor signaling pathway
Cellular component (GO): heterotrimeric G-protein complex
Molecular function (GO): G-protein beta/gamma-subunit complex binding; guanyl nucleotide binding; G protein-coupled receptor binding
Source: RefSeq, a predicted model, not a curated record